AUGGUCCGAAAAUGGAAGGUGGGCGUCAAGGGGAGGGGAAUGGGCGGCAAAAAGGGGCGUCUGUCCAACGUCCGUGACAAAAGACUUGCUGAUCACCGUCAGGCACCAGUGCCAUAUGCUCUCCCUCCACCUCCGGUUCACGGGGCUGCCGAUUACUCCAGCUGGCCGGGAACGUCCUACGCGGAGACCUCUGACUCUGGCUAUCCGUUCUAUAUGAUGCCUCAACUUGACCUGAGUGUUGCCGCUCUUCCUCUCUAUGGUCCUCAACAAGGAGCCCUUCAUAUGGAUCCCCUUGGUAUUCCGUCUUCUACCCCUUCCUAUGAAGCGCCGCCUAUGCAGCAGAAUGCACUGGCUGGGCCCUCUCAGGUUGCGCAGAAUCAAUACCUGCUGAACGAGGACGAUCCAUAUCAUCCGGAGCAUGCGCAGCCUCAGUGGGGAGUGCCUCACAAAGGCUACUGGGAUGGCCAUGGAGGCACCUCUUCUGUCCCCGAAGCCGCUGCAGCGCAGUCGGAAAAUCCCGAUGAUCAGCCAUCGGACGAACGUCCGCGUAUUACGGACGAUUCUGCUGAUCGGCAAGGGGAUGUAGACACAGGGUCAGAAUACAUCUUCUGGUACUAG
This is a messenger RNA of Dichomitus squalens LYAD-421 SS1, 618 nucleotides long. RefSeq lists its product as uncharacterized. Bases 1 to 618 code for a protein of 205 amino acids. The transcript has a single exon. The record is from RefSeq and is a predicted model, not a curated record. NCBI's taxonomy places the organism in Eukaryota, Fungi, Basidiomycota, Agaricomycetes, Polyporales, Polyporaceae.